GUGGAGCUCUUCACUUCAGGCGACAUUGACGACUAGCAAAGAAGACAAGCUCGCUAUGGCACACCUAACUCUGGAGUGUCGCUUAUCCUACUUCGGACAACAUUAAAGUUUACUGUAAUUUUCACAUUACUCACUCCGUUUCUUGCGUCGUACUGCUCUCAAGUAAAGGCAACAGUUAACUACGAUUAACGGCAAGUGUACGGAAUACGAAAGCGGAAGAACUUUCAGUUAGCAUAGUGCAGCAUUAGUUAGCUAAAGUACUUAGCUUAACAAGUAGCUGAUAUAACAUUGUGCGGUAGCAGCUAGCAGGCUAGCUUGCUUCCUUUACUGUCAUGCCUGGAGGUCCUCGAGAUUUCACUGCGUAAACGAGAAUACCUAGUAGUUAGCUGGUUAGCUUUCAGACGCCCAGCAGCAGUUUGUACGACCACCGAGGCGUAACGGCGGACUGGACUUGGAGCCGUGACAGGUCUGAGCUUUCGUACGGCGACCUGUGCUUCAGCCGUCUGGAGAUUACUCACUCACACAUCCUAGACUUUCAGAGAUGAGAGGGAGCUUGCCAUACUGAGUUUCUGCGAAAUGGUCGUGAAGCUGUAACAUAGCCAAAGCUUUAAAAUAAGAUAUCUCAAUCCGGCUCACAAGGAGUUUCAACCUUUCGCUUUGCCAAAAAACAUCCGUCAAGACUGCAGAAAUGCUGACUGACAACAGGAAACGACAUCGUAGCUGUGACAGUGAGGAGGACCAACAGCUGAGUCCUCAGGCCAAGAGGUCAGGAGGGGGUCCCAGCCUGCUUGUCUCGGAUUUGGAUUCAGAGUCUUCCAGCAGCGACAGCAGUAAUGGGAUCAGUAGUCCAGAGAGAGCAAUAGUGGCCAGCACCAGGCCAUGCAUACACAGCCAGAACAACCGCAUCACCCAGUACUCCCUCAGCCCAAAGCCUGAAGAGUCUGCUAGCUCCUUGCAGCAUGGUUUCCAUGGCGACGGCAGCAGUGUCUCCUAUGACUACAUCAACAGAGUCCUGAGGGAGGCGCACUUCAGUAGUCUGCAGACCAGAGGGCGUCCAGGCUCAACAUGACCGUGACCUCUGACCCCUCUCCUGACCUUUUGUCCCUCGCCCAUCAGUGCUGACACGAUUGGCAUGGGGGCUCCUCCUUGAAAGCCUCAAGCGACACACUUGGGUCAGGGGGAAGGGUAUGAUGUGUGGGGAGGUUUACAGAUUUUGGGCACAAAGGCUCAUCCCCACCUCACUGUGUACCAUUUGUCAAGACCAUAAGCACAUCCGCCUUUCCAUGGCCCAGCCACUGUGGUUUUCUGUGCAGUAUUGAUGUGUAUGUGUGUUUGUGUGUGUGUGUGUGUGUGUGCACGCACCCUGUGCACUUUAUAAAGAGGUAUCAUUCUCUUUACAUGCGUGCGUUGAUGCGUGGACAUUUUCAUUGGUGCUAAUCACAAGAAAAGUGUGAUGAUCCAAAGUGCUUGCAAAUUAAAUAAAGCUAAGCACUUUACUCAAUAAAUCCUCAUUCUGUUUACUCCCGACUGGGGAAGUCAGUCACAUGUUUGCAUUUGUGAAGUGGGAGUUGUAGUGAUCCCAUUCACAAAGGAAGUUCAUGGAGACCAAUGGAUUCACUCCCAAGGAGCAUUAUUAAAACAAUCCAGUAAAAUAACAGUUUAGGCCUUAUUUGUUUUCUCUAACCAAAGUCUUGAAGUUGAAGUAUAGUGUAUUUGCAGUUACUUUCACUAUCUAAAUUAAUCUAUAAUGUUUUGGUGUGGCAGGUCAGUGGGUUCAAGGUAAUGGAACAGAGAUUCUUCAUGAGCCUCACCACCAAAAUCCAACCUUAGAUUAGACCCUGGCUAAUUAUAGAGCUGUGAGAGUAGGCACAGGAGUCUGCGACUCGGGCAGUGUCAGGCUCAGCACAGUGCUCCUAACAAAAACAGCCAGAAGAAAAGGCUCUCUAAAUCAAUUUGUAACCGUGUGUAUGUGUGUGUCGUAAGCCUGUCAGCCAUACAUGUUUAUGUAUGGUUUAAUAUGACCAGCACACUGUGUUGCAAAUAAAAUGAGACGUGAAAGUGA
Molecule: messenger RNA, 2062 nt
Organism: Siniperca chuatsi (mandarin fish)
Lineage: Eukaryota; Metazoa; Chordata; Actinopteri; Centrarchiformes; Sinipercidae
Exons: 3
Coding region: 689-1069 (126 amino acids)
Source: RefSeq, a predicted model, not a curated record